Molecule: messenger RNA, 4468 nt
Organism: Exophiala mesophila
Lineage: Eukaryota; Fungi; Ascomycota; Eurotiomycetes; Chaetothyriales; Herpotrichiellaceae
Exons: 3
Coding region: 339-1004 (221 amino acids)
Biological process (GO): sphingoid catabolic process
Cellular component (GO): endoplasmic reticulum
Source: RefSeq, a predicted model, not a curated record
UGGGAUGACAUUGCAUGGUAAGACAACAGACGCCCGAGUCUUCCCACGCACUUCAAUUCCUUCCACAGACCCUGGACCCGGAGAAAAAGAAGGCGGAGGUGUACCCUCCACGAUCCUCGUGACAAUCCAACCCCAUCAGAAGCAUCCGUUGAUCUGACGUUGCAGUUUCCCUCUUUCGAGUGCUCUGCUCAUGCCACAUUUUGUGCUCUAAUUUAUGUUCAUCCCCCUACCUGCGCAUCCUUCGAACAGGACUACCUUAUUGCAACUUCUAUACUCAUUCUUCUUCCUCGAAUGUCCAAUCAAUACUGGUUCACAUUUGUGACGUUGAUACCACAGACAUGGCUCUGAAUCUGGAGAGCCAACUGCGCUUUUAUGGCGCAUAUCAUCACGACACUGUAUGUGACUCUUCGAAUCCUGACAAGUCUAUCCUGCUAAUCUUCGCUCAGACCAAUAUUGCCAUUCAUAUUAUUGGAGUUCCAACCAUCCUCUGGACUACGUUUGUUUUGUUCUCCAACAGUCCAACGUUAAUCCCUCUGCCAGAAGCCGUUACGAUCCCUUACCUUGAUCUGAAUGCCGGAACGAUAUUCUGCCUACUGUACUGUUCCUUAUACGUUUUAUUGGAGCCAGUCGCUGGGACUGCGCUCUCAAUCCUUCUGCUUGCAGGCACUGCGUACGGGAAGUACCUGGUCACCAUCUAUGGUAUGACCGCGAACUACUAUGCCGCGGGGGGCUUCGUCGUGUCCUGGAUUGCUCAAUUUAUUGGCCACGGCGUAUUUGAGGGUCGUGCUCCUGCUCUACUCGACAACAUCUUUCAAGCCUUCUUCCUCGCCCCUCUCUUUGUCUGGCUCGAAAUCUUGUUUGCUCUGGGGUACAGGCCUGAGCUGAAAACCCGUAUGGAAAAGCUGGUGGCUCAGGAUAUUGCCAAAUACCAAAAAUCCAAGGCCGAGGCUGUCAAUGGCACAGCCAAUGGAAAAGCUCUCAAUGGCCAUGCGAAACAAUCAUGAGGGCGCUACAUCCGAGGCGCACCAAAGAAUAUUGACGAACGCUGCCUUCCAUACUCUCGAUCAUGUUGGCAUCGAAAUCAUUCCACAGGGAUCUCCAGGUGGCAAUCAAUCGAUUUGUGUUACCUAUCACUCCACUACCGGGUGAUAUGGUCAUGGGUUCCAUCUCGUGACUUAUAGGUUACGAAGAACUUGGAAAAUUGUACACUGGUACACCGAAUGAAGUGAGCUUUGUGCUUCGGGCAUACUCAUCAUCAUCAGUCUAGUAGUCAGAAUUCUCAGCGGGAACUUGUUGCCAGUGUGGCGCUGAGGACUAUACCAUCACCUCGCAUAUGAGACGGAGCUGGACCACGGAAUAUCUUGAAAGCAAGACAAGGCGACCGACCAUACAAGUCACGGCGCAGCAGCAGAUAACACUCCCAAGCUUCUGGAAUUUCCCGUACGAUCCCCUGGACUAGCACUACAUCUUUCGCUCAGAUCAACAAACGUGGGCCUAUCUAGUCUAUCAUAGGGCUAUGCUUCAAGUGUAUUAGGAAGAAUCGGUCAAAGAUUAUGCAACCACUUUGAGUCCGACGUCCGCAAUGCGAAUUCCUGCCCGUAAACGAGGACCUUGCGUCCCUCAUUCCCUCCCCAGUUGGCCACCAUAAUCCGGCCAUUUGCCCAUCUGCGGUGUUAAAAAUCAAUGUGUUGAUAUCCCUUCGUCGCAGGUUGAUCGUUUCAUCGACUCACUUAGCCUUGCGUACCAACGUUCACCAUCGACAAUCCAUAUCCACGAAGGGCAACAGCUUGCAGGAUUUCAGAUUGAAGUUCUCGGCCACCAUUAAUCCUGUUUCACUUAUCCAGAUCUCUAACCAUAGCACAAAUUCCAUUGCACUGCCAGUGCAUUUGCCUCUGUCCAUGGGAGAGAACAUGGCCACGAAUGCUGUAUCCGACAGUUGGAAUUUGAGACGGCCCCCAAUCCAGCACUUCUACUUUGCUUUAAUUCAAAAGUCCAUUUCCCUGUCAGAUCUUGACAUAUGUGCGUCCCACAGAUCCUAGAUUACGGCAAUCGACGUUAGUACGCAUGGACUGGAUCAAUCAACAGAUGGGUGGACGUACCCAGUUGACAAAGCCUGGACUGUUGAGUGCUGCCACUAGACCUUCGCCACCAGAGAUUGGACUGACAACUGUCUGAGGAAUAGAGUUUCCCUGGCCGAAGGACUGUGGUCCGUUGGAGAUGGUGGUUUCGAAGAAAUCAUCCACUGAGGGCACAACAGUCAGCCUGUGAGUAUAGACAAAGCAACAAGAGGUGAACAUACCUAACUGCGGAAGCGGCACAUCAUGCUGUCUCUUUGGGAAAUAUUUGUCCAACAUGACUCCAAGAAUGUUCGAUGCCUGCAUGGCCUCUUUGGAACUCUUGCUGGAAUCGUCCCAUGAAAGACGUGUGUUCUGUAGAGCCAUGAUCAUCUCAUCCCGGCUAUAGUGCAGCGGCAUGUGGCUGCCUGUGAGAUUGAGCUGGUCCACUUGUUCAUCCGAACGAGAGUUGAGUUCAAGACAGACAAUCAUGGACGCCAACAAGAAAUCGUGUCUUUCAAGAGAUGAAAUGAACCACUUAUCACGAAAGAGUCGCCCACCCACCUGGACCUGUUCGAAAAUCCGGGCCUGAUGUCUAAGAAGUGCCAUUGCCGCUUCGACGCAUACCAAUCUCGAGUAUGUAUAAUCGGAAUUGGCGAAUGCCUCGGUCAUAUGGUGCCGGUGCAGUACACAGCGCGCCUUCUGAUAGAGCAAUUCGAGGUUGUAUCUCCGCAUCAACAGCCGCGGCGAUACGGUGAUAGCGUCUUCUGGAUUGGAUAUUCGAAGAUGGUUGGGUAGCGACUGGUGAGCCAAGUUCAAUUUUUUGUCCAAGGCCAUGACCUCCUGAAAGGUUGCCACCUUGGUCGACGAAACUUGAUUAAAAAUUGCUCUGAAGGCCGAAGCCAAUCUGCCCUUGACAAUGGUGUAUAUGAUCGGGGUGGACUCCGUCUCCGGCCGUGAUUGUGGCAGCUCAGUGGCAUGAGGGUCUAAAUCUUCAUCGAACAAAUUUCGCGGUGACUGGGUAUCGCAGUGCGACUCCUGAAUGAUCAGAGGCAGUCCCAAUUGGCAAGAAGUCAGCAUGUCACCCUGCAACAUCAUGGCCCAUAUACGCCGUCUCAUUUCGGCCUGGAAAGGGGAUAUUCCAGGAUAAUGUUGCGCAUCUCGAUGGUAACCCAUUCUCAUUGCCAGUCGAAUCGCGACGCCGGUCAAGACCCAUAUCCCCACCUGAGCAUCAGGUUGGCGCACGAACUCAUUCUGAAUGUUGAUUAAAACCGCCUCGAUGGUGAAGGUGCUCGGGCUUGUGGAGUAAUUUGACAUGAUCAAACACUCGGUGGACCGUUUGUGGAAAGUUUGCGUGACCUGUGCAGGAUGGCCAAAGCCAGAUGGCAAGUCUUCUUGCGACCGAAGGUAUAAAAAUGCUCCGAUGGACAAGAUACCGAACAGAAGAGCUAGCCAUGGUAGCGAAACAUCGGUCGGGUCGAGCCAGAACUGGUUAUACUGCAGGGUUCAAUCAGCACGUGACGUCGGUCCAGAAUGGAUGAUGUCUUCAUACAUGUUGCUGGAAGCUCGGGGCGUGAAACAUGGCUAACAUCUGUCAGUCGUCGUUGCACACGGGUCGAGGGGACGUUUAGUACCGGUGGCAGGCUCUCCCAUCAAGAAGAAGCGAGCCACGAGGUUAUCACAAAUCCCUCUUGAUGGGAUAUCUGCUAGGACAUCUUCAAGAUCAGGAAGAGGUCCCACACAUCGAAGGAGCAGUGGUCCCGACGGUUCGAUCGAUGCUGGCGGAUUGGGGGAUUCGUGAAAGCCAUCUUCUUCGAGAUUCUCACGAACGAGAGCAAUCUGGAACAGAAGGAGAAGAAACCAAUGUCAGCAGAGUCCAAAGAAGACACACAUACCAAUGCAGCAACGAUAGGAUAUCAACCCACUUCAUUACAGAUUGCCGCCCAAUGGACCGCCGAAACAUAAACCGUCUGGUUACUGUUAUUCGUGACCAUUCGACCAGGCAAAACCCCCUGACUGUCUUCAGCUGACGGACUGUUGGAACCAUGUGGACCGGAAGUUCCCUGUGAAGGAUUCCCCAGGGAACCUUUACUACUGUCAUCAACACUGUCGGCAUCUGAAGUCUUUCGCUGGUCGGCGAUCAUGCCAACCAACUGCUCCAGACGAAUCAAACGAGCGUCGAGAUGAUCAUUUCCACCACCUCGGCGCUGAAUCCCUGCAGCCCGUCUCUGUGACCCUGUCGCAUAUACGCAACUGACUUUGCGCGAAACGCAAUUGCUGCAUGGUUCGGUGCGGUCGCAUCUCAAUCUAUUUCCACAGUCAUUAGUAUUAGUAGUAGGGAAUCUAGUCCAAUUCCCGGAUAGCGUAUCUUCAUUAGUAGGAGAGGGCAAUAAUAAGAUCAACUCACUUUCUUU